AUGAGCGACGAUCAGGUUUGUUUGUUCUCAAGGAAGCAAGAACAUCAAGCUUGCGAGCCACCGCGAAGGAGUUACAGCAUUAAGCAUUAUCAAGUUAUCUACAUACUUUUUGAGAUUGGAGGAGUUGAAUUACUCUUCCGUUUAAAAAAUUGGUCUGAACUCUCCCAAUCCCAAUUAAACCAUAUAUGGCAGUCUAUCUCUGAUCCUUUCGAGAGUUCAACAGACAUUCCCAUUGAAGCCUAUAGAGAUAAGACGAUGACACAAGUAAAGAAGGCAUGGGAUAGGUGGAGAUAUGCAAACAAGAAGACUUACAUUGAACCGUAUAUUGAUGACGAGGACAAAAUCAGAACAAACCCUCCUCCAGAAUUUUAUGGCGAAGAUUGGAAUUAUUUGCUUGACAAUCACUACUUCACGUCUGAAUUUAAGAAAAGAAGUAAGACCAACGCUGACAACAGAAAGAAAUUGAUGUACCCCCACCACACCGGCAGCAAACCAUUUUCGCAGAAAGAACGAGAUAUGGAGAGGGAGAUGGGACACCCCCCUAGUCAAGCAGAGUUCUUUCUACAAACACACACUAGGAAAGCGACUGCCGAUGAUCCGACUCCCACGCCUUCUCCACUCGUUCAACAGGCCGUCUCUGUGAUGCGUGAACGGCUAGAAACAAAUCCUAAUUUGUCGCCGCUCGAGGUGUUUGAGUCUGCUUUAGGACGACAGGGACACGGGAGGGUGACAGGGAUGGGAUCGGGUAUACGUCCCACUCACUUCAGACCCGAUCAAAGGGGAAGUUCUUCUUCAAGCGUUAACUCGCGUGUGUCACAACAAACGCUGAUGGAGGAGAACAGGAUUCUGCGAGAAGAGAUUAAUAUGAUACGCGCAGAACAGGAAGCACAAAAGGAGGCACAUGAAGCACAAAAUGAGGCACAAGAGAAAAGGAUUAACGAUAUCCAGGCGGAGGUGCGCGCACAAAAAGAAGCUUUUGAGGCGUUCAUGUCUAUGAUUUCCCCUCCUCCCCCUAAACCCUAA
Impatiens glandulifera is the source of this 1023-nucleotide messenger RNA. RefSeq lists its product as uncharacterized. The record is from RefSeq and is a predicted model, not a curated record. The transcript has 6 exons. Lineage: Eukaryota; Viridiplantae; Streptophyta; Magnoliopsida; Ericales; Balsaminaceae. Bases 1 to 1023 code for a protein of 340 amino acids.